AUGCCUCGCCGACAAUUCAUCGAUAAGAAGACUGCGACAAACUUUCGUCUCGUCCACCGCGCGCAAAAUGACCCCCGAAUCCACGACGAAGAUGCCCCGCAGAUGGUCUUCGCUGAGACCAUCGCGCCGAACCAGCGCGAAGAGUCCGAGCCGGCGGGAAGUUCACGUGCAUCGCAAUACUCGGCAGCGACGGGACGCAGCAAGAUCAAGUCAAGGCGCGACCUAGAAAGCGAGUAUGGCGCCAAAGUACGGAAGAAUGAGGGUGAAGCCGCCAACUACGGCAUCUACUACGAUGACACAGAGUACGACUACAUGCAGCACAUGCGCGACCUGGGCUCGGGCGCCGGCGAUGCAUACUUUGUCGAGGCCAAGGCCGAGAAGAAGGGAAAGCAGAAGAUGGAUUUGGCGGACAUGCUGCGCGACGCAUCGCUGAGCGACAGCCGAAGCCAGGCUGAUCUCAGCGUGAGCAGCAACAUCAGCAGCGUGAGCGACUUUUUCGGAGAAGACAUGGCACCUUCAGAGUUCGUACGCAAGUCAACCUACCAAGACCAGCAGAACAUCCCAGACGCCCUCAAGGGAUUCCAACCCGACAUGGACCCCCGACUACGAGAAGUGCUCGAAGCGCUAGAAGACGAAGCCUAUGUCGAGGACGACGAAGACAUCUUCAAUGAACUAGCCCAAGAUGGCUACGAAGUUGACCAACGAGAGUUCGAAAGCGCCGACUUUGACGCCGACCAAAGAAACCUCAUGGACCGCUUCCUCGACGAAGAAGACCCAGGUUGGGAAACCGACGACACAAUCAAAGCCUCCUCCCCCAAACUCCGCGCCCAGAAACCCUCCAAUGAACCCACCGAUCCGUCCUCCCUCCCCGCUCCAGAUGAAGCCCCCGCCCCAGCCGACGCCGCAGACAUGGCCUACCUAGACGAAUUCAAGAAAUUCAAACAAGACGUCAAAGCCGCGAAGCCCACCGCCAACAAGCCGGCAGCAGACGACCAAUCCUUCAUAACAGGCGCCUCAGCCCUCACAUCCGGCGGCCGCAGGAAGAAGCGAAAAGGCGCCAAGACAUCCACCUCUGGCUACUCCAUGUCUUCCUCCGCUCUCCACCGCACUGAAGGUCUCACCCUGCUCGACCAGCGUUUCGAUAAAAUCGAAGAAGAGUACGCUGAUGAUGGUUUUGGCAACUACGAUUUCCCCGAAGACGACGAUGCUUCCAUGGUGUCUGGAAUGAGUAAGAUGAGCGGAAUGAGCAAGAUGUCUGGUAUGAGCGGCUGGUCAAGUAGCGAGGCGCCGCCACUAAGAUCGGAUUUCGAUUCCAUCAUGGAUGACUUUUUGGGAAACCAUCAUACGCAGGGCAAGAGUGGACGUAGGGUUAAGAAGGGGAAGCAGCAGAGUGGGCUUGAGCAGUUGGAAGAGGUGAGGAGAGGACUGGGAGCGCCAAAGGUUAAGCCGCAGGACAGGUUCAGUGUCUUGAGAGCUUGA
Messenger RNA from Alternaria atra, 1479 nucleotides. RefSeq lists its product as uncharacterized. The record is from RefSeq and is a predicted model, not a curated record. Gene Ontology annotation, biological process: ribosomal small subunit export from nucleus; ribosomal small subunit biogenesis. Lineage: Eukaryota; Fungi; Ascomycota; Dothideomycetes; Pleosporales; Pleosporaceae. Bases 1 to 1479 code for a protein of 492 amino acids. Gene Ontology annotation, cellular component: preribosome, small subunit precursor; cytosol; nucleus. The transcript has 2 exons.